This is a messenger RNA of Spathaspora passalidarum NRRL Y-27907, 2776 nucleotides long. It is a transcript of the gene MSB2, whose product is annotated as Msb2p. Bases 559 to 1893 code for a protein of 444 amino acids. The transcript has a single exon. The record is from RefSeq and is a predicted model, not a curated record. Gene Ontology annotation, cellular component: extracellular region; cell surface; site of polarized growth. Gene Ontology annotation, molecular function: osmosensor activity. Gene Ontology annotation, biological process: hyperosmotic response; signal transduction involved in filamentous growth; fungal-type cell wall organization. NCBI's taxonomy places the organism in Eukaryota, Fungi, Ascomycota, Pichiomycetes, Serinales, Debaryomycetaceae.
AGUUCAGGUGUUCCUGGUGAAACCGCCAUUGAUACUACGGAUUCAUCCUCAUCAUAUACAGUCGAUGUCACUUUAAGUGACAGUUCAAGUUUGGUUUCCCCUACUAAUACAAACAUUGAUAGUACUGCUUCUCCUAGUGAUGGUUCUACUACAGAUGGCACAACACCUUCAGUUAUUCCUACUGGCUCUACUGGUUCUACUGAUUCGACUAUUAUCGGCUCAAAUACAGAUUAUAUUGGAUCAAGUACAAUCAUAGUAAGUUCAUCUACUGAUGGUUAUAGUGGAGAAAUUACUUCUACCCCUAUUGAUGGAUCAUCUAUUCCCUUGGAUACUGGAGUUGUUACCUCAUUGGAUGAAUCAUCAAUUGCUCCUGGAUCUGAUUCAACUACCUUAUUAUCACCAACUGGUACUGGUUCAGACUCCACUGUCAUUUCAUCAAUUGGUUCUUACACUAGUUUAAGCAGUGCAAGUAUAAUAUCUUCAGGCGGUAAUACUGAAACAGGAAUUAUUGAACCAGGGUCAUCUGAUAUUUACACAGCUACUCUGGGAAGUGAUAGUAUGCAAACUGGAUCAAUAACUAGUUUGACUAGUGCUGAUUCUAGUGCUGAUGCUACUGCAACUGGUUCGGAAAGUCCAAGUGACACUAUCGGUCAAUCUGUCACUGUUUCUGGUAGCUUAUCGAGUGAAACUUCAGCUCCAAGUACUGGAUCUAGUGGAGUAGAAUCGGCAGUUAGACCAACUGAAUCUGGUGUUAACACAUCUGAAGGUGAAUCAUCUUUUGUAUCGGCUACAUCUUCGUUCCUUAAUGGGACAGAACCAGGAGUUACAGCUCCAACUACAUUAAUUGAAACCAGUCAACCUGCUGAGCAACCACAACAACAACCAACAACUACUACCACUGUUGUACCGCACCCCCCUACCCAAACACCAGCCACUUCCAAUUGGUUACCUACUGUUUUGGUCACUGCUGCUACUGCUACUGAUGAAGGUACUUUAACCAAUUCAGAUAUUGUGCAAGCCACUGGUACUGCUGCUACUUCAGGAUUACCACGUGCAAUUACCCCAGCAGAUCCAAUUAAACCUGCUCCAGAUUAUCAAGUGAUUACCAUUGGAUUUAAGGCACCAUUGAAUUAUCCAUUUGUGGUCAAGAACAGUAUUUCAUCAGCUCAAAUUUUCCAAUUCUUGCCCGAAGUUUUGAAAUUCCCAUUCAUCAGCACCCACCAUGAUUCUAGUAUCUACAAGGAUGUCAGUGUAAACAGAUUAAUUCCAUUUACCAGUUCUCAAGUUUCAUACACAAUCACUGUUGCUGAAGUUUAUUUCCCUAGUUCUGCAAUUGCUGCAUUGAGUGAUUUGAUCAUUUCGCCAGGAUCGUUGAUUUAUAGGAAUCCUGACAGUACUCAAAAUACAUUAGCGUCAUUGAUUGAUGCUCGUGUGGCCCUUGUUGGAUUAGCUACUAGUAGUGGCUCUGGAUCCGGUAAUGGUGCUGGUGAUGAUGCUGAAUCCAAUCCUCUUCUCAAGUAUCACGGUUCUAUGGAUUCGGAAGCUAAUGCUGCUGCGGAAAGCUCUGAUAAUGUCAGCAGUGGAAGAGUCGCUGCUAUUGCUGUGGGUGCUGCUAGUGGAUGUGGUAUUUACUUAAGUUUAAUGUUGUUCUUAUUCAAGAGAUACAAGAAUAAUUCAGGUAAUAUUGAAUUAGAACUGACUGAUAGUGAAAGCAGAUUAGGCAUGAGUGAAGUUGAUUCCAGAGGAACUAGUAGUGGAAGUCCUACAUUUUCGGGAAUGUUUGGUAGAUUUAGUGAUCGAGAAAACGGUUCUCAUAGUGGCAGUGAUCUGAGUGCGAGAGGAAAGAUAUCCGUUCCGGUCAAAGCUUCUAAUUCGUUAGGUUGGUAUCAGUAGAUAUCAUUUCGUAGAUUUUUAUCAAAAUGUUAUAUAUAACUAUGUAUACAAUAGAAUUACAUCUUUAAUCCUUUUGAUUUGUAGUUUUCACAUACUCCCAUAAAUCAUCGACUAAACUAAUAGCAUCCUCGUCUAGUACUUGAGUCAAUUCUUCAACCAAGUUGGUCUUGUUGCUAAGACCAUGAGUUGAUAAAUGUUCAUUGAUUACUUCAAUUAAGAAAUCAUCAUUGAUUCCAAGGUAUUCCUUGACCAACUCAAUGACCUUGGGUUGAAGUUGGGAAACAUUGACUUGAAUGCCACCUUCUUGUUCAACCAGUGGCGGCUCAACAACUGCUUCUUCUUGUGGUGGCUUUUGUCUCUUUAAUUCUUCAAGUUCUUCAUCUCGAUCAUUGUCAUCAUUGGCUUGCUCCAAUGUUCGCUUGUGACUUCGAAGCUUAAGGUAAUGACUGUAAUUGGAAUUGUACAAGUUGACAAGAUGAUUAUCUUGAUUCUUGAUAUCAUCAAUAUGUUUUAAUUUAUUAUCGAUUAAAUUAUCUUCAUAAUUGGUUAGUUGUUCCAAUUGGGAAAGUAAUUGAGAUCUUUGAGAUUCUUUUAUGGAGAUUUUGGCUAUUGCAUCUUGGUAUUGCUUGGUUAGUUGUUCAUCUGCUUUAAAUUCUAGAUACUCCUUGUACUCAUCUUCAUCCAUAUCUUCAAACUCGUCACGAUCAACAGCUUCCUUCUUGUGUUCUUCAUUAGCAAUAGCUGUCGUAUCUAUCUGCUUUUCUUCAAAUAAACUCUUUAAUUUUUCUCUGGUUUUCACUCGUUCCUUUUCCAACUCUCGUUUCCUGUUUUCUUUCUCCAUGAUUAAUACUCGACUUCUAAAUUUCAAAAUAUUCAAUAUGGU